GCACAUUGCUGAAAGAGGGAAACUCACAUACAUUACGGAAAAAGCUGAUCCUCCCACUGUAUCAAACAAAGGCUAUGAAAAAUGGCAAGCUGAAAAUUAGAAAGUGAAACGUUGACUUUUAAUGUCCAUGUCUCCUGAUAUCAUGAGCCGAUAUCUUCGUAUACCAACUCCUCGUGAAAUUUGGAGUAGUCUUUCCAAGACUUUCUAUGAUGGUAAUGAUGAGAUGCAUGUCUAUACUUUGAAUUUGAAAUAUUUCAAGAGAUCAUCGAGAUACAGUGGCUAUGAAGUAUCCUACUGAUGUUACGACAUACCAGAAGUCCAUUGAGCGACUUCGAGUUCACAUAUUUCUUGCAGAACUAGAUAAAAGUUUUGACUAUCUUCGACGUGAGAUUCUGCGACAAACACCUCGACCAAUUUUAGAAGAGUGUUAUGCCAUGGUUCGUCGCGAAGACUUACGGUCCACAACUUUCAAUGAAGAGAAUACCAAAACUGAAGCUUUCGCAAUGCUCUCUCAUUGGCAGCCCACCAACUCAAAGAAGUCCACUGUUGAUAAAGCCUCAUUAAAAUGUACUCACUGCAAUCAAACAGGCCAUACAAAAAAUCGUUUCUUUGAGUUAAUUGGAUAUCCAGAUUGGUGGGAUCCAACGGGACAUCGAAAUGCUAGGAGACCAUCUACAAUAGCAAUUUCCCAAACAAAAGAAGAUGUUGGUCCAUCUACGUCAUCAACACUAACUACCACCACUGAAGAAGACUGAGCAAACGAUUGGUUAUGGUAUUAAGAAAAUGAUGUUGUAUUACUUGGAUCUGAAGUCAACAAAUUGUGUCAAGCUACAACAGGCUUUCAUCGUCAAUAGUACCAAGAAAACAACUGAGAUUUGGCUUUGGCAUUGAUGUUUAAAGCAUGCCUUUUUUGGAUACUUAAAACGUCUGUUUCCUACUUUGUUUACUGAUUUGGAUAUUUCUACUUUCAAAUGUGAUGUUUGUGAACUUGCUAAAAGCUAUCGUGCUUUAUUUCCUUUGAUUUUAAAUAAAAGUCCAAAUCCAUUUAUGAUUA
Humulus lupulus (European hop) is the source of this 1054-nucleotide messenger RNA. RefSeq lists its product as uncharacterized. NCBI's taxonomy places the organism in Eukaryota, Viridiplantae, Streptophyta, Magnoliopsida, Rosales, Cannabaceae. The record is from RefSeq and is a predicted model, not a curated record. Bases 282 to 755 code for a protein of 157 amino acids. The transcript is spliced from 2 exons.